AAGAACCUAAGGUUUUUCAGACUUCAAUAGAUAGACCUUAAAACCCUAGAGAUGUCCUUCUCCAUCUCCACACGCCACCACAUCCGUCGACUAUCUACGGCAGCCACCGCCGCCGCCACCAAUGCCACGGAGACGACGUCCUCUUCACUAUCCAUUUCAAAAGCGAAGUCUAAACUUAGAAACGAGUAUGAUCCAGAUAAAGCCUUAGAAAUUUACUCCUCUGUUUCUAGUCACUACACCUCCCCUGUCACUUCUCGUUACGCUCAAGAAAUAACCAUCCGCCGUCUCGCUAAGUCCCGUCGAUUCAAGGACAUCGAAUCCCUAAUCGAGUCCCAUAAAAACGACCCGAAGAUCACUCAGGAACCUUUUCUGUCCACCCUGAUUCGAUCCUACGGUCGAGUUGGUAUGUUCGAGCACGCCAUGAGGACUUAUAAUCAGAUGGGUGAUUUAGGUACUCCUCGAUCCGCACUUUCAUUUAAUGCCCUGUUAUCUGCUUGUAACCAUUCGAAGCAAUUCGACAAGGUUCCUCAACUGUUUGACGAAAUGCCCAAGAGAUAUAAUUUCUCUCCCAAUAAGAUCUCGUACGGUAUCCUGGUUAAAUCCUAUUGCGACGCGGGUUCUCCUGAGAAAGCCUUACAGAUUUUACGAGAAAUGGAGGAAAAUGACGUGGAGGUAACUGCUGUGACAUUCACAACCAUUAUAAAUGCUCUGUACAAGAAGGGUGAGAGCGCAGAGGCAGAGAAAAUAUGGGACAAGAUGAUAUCAAAAGGGUGUGAACUUGAUGUUGGAGCCUAUAAUGUUAGAUUGAUGCACGAACAUGGUGGCAAGCCAGAGCGUGUACAAGCCAUAAUCGAGGAAAUGGCUAAUUCAGGUUUGAAACCCGAUGCAAUUAGUUAUAAUUACUUAAUGACUUGUUAUUGUAAGAAUGGGAUGAUUGAUGAAGCAAAGAAGGUGUAUAACGAUAUGGAGAUAAAUGGGUGUAAUAAGAAUGCUGCAACCUUUAGGACCUUUAUUUAUCAUCUUUGUAGAAAUGGGGAGUAUGAGAAAGGGUACAAGGUUUUUAAGGAGAGUGUGAAGAUGAAUAAGAUUCCUGAUUUUAACACGCUGAAGUAUUUGGUGGAGGGGCUGGUGGAGAAGAAGAUGAUGAGAGAAGCCAAGGGUUUAAUCAGGACUGUAAGAAAGAAAUUCCCUCCUGAUACUUUGAAGGCUUGGAGAGAAGUUGAGGAGGGGGUUGGUUUGGCUUCUGCUGGUGAUGAUGUUUCUUCUAAGGAUGAUAACGUUUCUUCUAAGGAUGAUGAUGAAACUAAAACAUGAGUGUUAAAUUCAACUUUGUUGUUGUUGAGUUUGAUGCUUUCUUCUCUGUAUCUGUAUUCAUUGCUUUUUUAUCUUUUGGUCCCCAAUUGAAUAAGUUCUGUUUUGGAAGCUAUAGAUGGCGAACAAUUGUUGUUAUGCAUCGGCAAUGGAAGUCUAAAUUAUAAGCAGUCAUAUGGGACUUGGGUAACUAUAGAGUUUGAAAAGCACCAAUUUUAUUCUAAUAGAUCUUGAGCCUUUCUUCUUUCAA
Molecule: messenger RNA, 1561 nt
Organism: Cucumis melo (muskmelon)
Lineage: Eukaryota; Viridiplantae; Streptophyta; Magnoliopsida; Cucurbitales; Cucurbitaceae
Product: pentatricopeptide repeat-containing protein At4g36680, mitochondrial
Exons: 1
Coding region: 52-1314 (420 amino acids)
Molecular function (GO): protein binding
Source: RefSeq, a predicted model, not a curated record